AUGGAAAAACUCACAAUCGAACAACUGUUCAAAAUCAUAUUUGAAAUCAAUAAAGAUCAACAUUUCAUUUUCUGUUAUGCAUGUCAAAUAAGAUUCCCAAUUGUAGAACCAGAAAAGGCAACCCUCUAUAUCCAUCACUUCUCUAAAGACCAUGUGUACAAUCUCUCAACUAUAGCAACAAAAGAAAUUAUGAAAAACAAAGAAUCUACAAAAAACGAUAAUAGAAUAUCAUAAGCUAUUCCAUUAUUUGAUUUAGAAAAAGCACUCAAUAUACAAUAAUAGCAAUCAAAGAAUGGUAAUCUUUUAUAUCUUAAUCCUCAGUUCUUCAUCAAUAUUUGAAAGAUUGUAUUACCAAAUUACCAAAUAUCUAUGAUUAAUUAGAAUUGAAUAAUCUAGAAGCCUACAUGAGUACUCUUAGAAGAUUGUAUUUACAUUUACUUAAUCACAAUACCUCCUUCCUAACUCUUGAACUUUGUUUCUCUUUCUUAGAUAUUUACAAAACAGACAAAGAUCUCCAAUUGAUUAGGAAAAUUGUAAGAGCACUCAAUUUUCCAUUGUCUCAUGAAUAGAUGUAAAUUCUAAAUCCUCAUAAAUAAACUUAUCCAAAUUUAUCUUAAGAUUUGUAUAUUGAAUAUUAUCAAAUCUUCAUUAAUGAUCUAAUAGACUUAGGAUUAUCUAAAGAGUCCUUAGUUUAUCAUCUUGCUAAAAUUGGAACACCAAUAAAUAAAAUUAUUGAUUUAAAACUUUAUGAAAUCAAGAAUAAAAUUAAUGAUCUAAUCAAUAAAGGUAUUAAUGAAGAAUAAAAUAUAUUCUUUUUAACAAUCAUUGAGAAAUUAGAACGUUAUGAAAAUCUUAAUAGUCAUUCUUAUGUUUUUACUAAAUGGAAUACAGAAUGUUAAAUAAGAAAAUGUGUUAGAUAAAUUAGGAAUCGUCUUAGAGACUAAACAACAGAUGAAAAAUAUAAAGAUUUUUUAGCAACUGCUUCUCUUUAAUAAAUACAAAAUUGGCAUAAAUUUUAAAUUUAAAAUGAGAAAAAUAAUACUAAAGAGAUGAUAUCUAUAUUAGAAACAAUUAAUGAAAAUAAGAAUUAAUCAAGAAAAAAAAAGAAAUCAAUAAUUAAAUAAUUUACUAUUCCUAAUAACAGUAAUUUGGAAUAAUUUGAAAGAAAAGAAUAAGAAGAACUAGAAAAUAAUGAAUUUGAUAUUAGUAUUAUUGAUUCAAAAUCAGAGCGAGAUAUGGAUAAAGGAUUAAAUAAUAAAUAAAUCAACCAAACAACAAAGUAAAAUUCAAUAGAUUAAAAGAAUUAAUAGUAAUGUGAAAUUAUCAAUACAGAGUCUUAGAAAGAGAAAUUAGAAAAUUAUUAGCAUAAAGCUUUACUUAAAAAGUCUUCAAAAAGAUGA
Molecule: messenger RNA, 1400 nt
Organism: Paramecium pentaurelia
Lineage: Eukaryota; Ciliophora; Oligohymenophorea; Peniculida; Parameciidae
Source: the annotation of a GenBank genome assembly